GCUCUAGAACAGUAAUUUCUCCCUUUCUUCAGAAGAAAUGAGGUUUGUAGUCAAAGUUAUCAUAGCUUACCCACUAACAGGGAAAACUGGAAUUUUCAAAACCAAAGAAAAUGAUGGCAUUUCUACUUUACUUCCCUACAUGCUCCACUUCAAUCUUGAUGCUUUGCUUUUCCUUUCCUUGCAGGGCUACUUUCACUAUCCAUCGCAUCUUUCUUCUUCAAUCUAGCUAACUCAGGCACCUUCUAAAAGGCCCAAAGCAACUUCAUUGUUCUUACUACCGAAACCAUGAAUUCACCAGGUAUAUUUUGCACCUUCUUUUCCUUGUGUUCUUUAUGCCUUUGCAAGUAGUGCGGUUCCAGUUAUCAUUUAGUGAUGCUCCGAGAAGCAUAGUCAAUCUGUUUAGUUAACCAACAAGACUAUUUAAGGGGAGAUGUCCGAUUGUGAAAUUCUAUUCUUUCAGGAUUAACAGUUGCCUUCAUUUCAGCUACUGGAACUUCAUCUUGAAGGUGUUUUUUUUCCAAUCACACAGCUCUGAAGUCCUUCUCCAGAAAACUAGUAGGAAUGUUCUGUUGUCAACGUUCAGAAAGCAAGUAUGAGAGGUUAGACUCUCGGCUACAAAAGAGAAUGAUCGAGAUCAAAAGAAGGUCAUCACAAGAGAGCAACUUCAGGUCAAUCAAUGCCAUAAUCUUGAAAUUUCCCAAGUUCAAAGAGGGAUUGCAAGAAAUCAGGAAUGUGUUUGAACAGUGUGAUGAAGAUAAAAAUGAGAUAAUAGACCGAGCGGAACUGAGAAAAUGCUUGCAGAAAUUGCAGUUAACCAUAUCCGAGGAGGAAAUUGAUGAUCUCUUUAAUGCUUGUGACAUAGAUGAAAAUGAAGGCAUACGACUGAAUGAGUUCACUGUUCUGCUAUGCCUCAUUUAUGUCCUAUCAGUUCCUUCCGACUCCUCUCAUAAUAAGUUAAAGAUUCUUACACCACAGCUUGAAGGUACCUUUAGAACUAUUAUUGAAGCAUUCUUGUUCCUUGAUAAAAGUGGUCAUGGCAAGUUGAACAAGAAAGAUGUUGUCAAGGCGCUCAAUGAUGCUUCUCCCUGGGAGAGAUCGCCUUCUCAUGUGACUCGGACACGAUUCAAAGAAAUGGACUGGCACAGGAAAGGAAAGGUCGGCUUCAGGGAAUUUCUCUUCGCUUUCAUCAAGUGGAUUGGGAUUGAGUCCGAAUCUGAUGAUGAGGAAAUCUAUAUUGAGAGCUUACCUGAAACAUGAAGAUCUAUCAAGAAACAAUCUCAAAGCAGCCAGAUUCCAUCAAAAUGUAUGCUAUAGUAAUGUAAUAUCAGAUCAAUGUACACAGUAAUCGGUAUAUUUCUGUUCUUCAUGCAUAUAUUUGUCCGUUUGAUCAGUGAAACAUGUAGAUAUUUUUAAGUGUCUUGAAUUUCAGUGAACUGUUAUAGGCUGUAAUAUAACCCAAAAAUUCGGAUUUCCACUCCCGAAAGAUGAAAAGGGUGAGGUCAGUGGAAAUAGAGAAAUGUUCUUCCUUGAAGACAAACUACUCUUUGUACAUGCUUCAAAACUGAACUGAUUACAAAACCCUUAACAUGAAACCUAUGAAAGAUAAAGAUUAAUAAGUUGCGUUUUGAUUUGCAAAGCUUCUAUUACACAAAGUACAUCACACUGAACUUCAUUGUAUUCCAAGUGCUUGAAUUCUUCUUAUGAGUGACAAUGAAGUUGAAUUACUUUGUUUCCAUUCAUGUCUAUCCUCCUGCUUUUGCACAUUUUGUAUCAGCCAUUGAUCAUAUCCAUCGAGUAUGCUUACGAUCUGCUUCAUGCUUGGUCUUGAUUCCGGAUUGGAGCUGGUACAAGCGAUUCCUAGUUUAAUCAAUCUCUUCAAUUCCCUGGGGUUGUACUUUCCAUCCAAUCUCCAGUCUACUAAAUCUUCAUAUGAUCUUCCCUGCUCCUCAACUUCAUGAACUUUCCUCACCAAUAGUACCUCAGGGUAGCGAAAAUCUACAGCCAUUUGCCCAGUUACCACCUCAAGCAACACAACACCAAAGCUAUAAACAUCAGAUUUUGUCGUUGCUUCACCACUUUCUACAUACUCUGGUGACAUGUAACCAAAAAUCCCACAGGUAGACCUUUUUUUGUCUACAACAACAUGAUGUCCAUGCUCGUUGCGAGCCAAAAAUUCAGCAAGAGCAAAACAACCAAGCCUAGGAUUCAUGUCCUCUUCCAGGACUACUGCAGAAGAUGUGAUACUUCUAUGGAUCACCUGUUCAUCCCAUUCCUCAUGGAGAUAGUGAACAGCAGAAGCAAGCGAUCGGAUUAUGCUGUACCGGUGAUGCCAUUUCAUGCUGGUUUUUUUGUGAUGGAAAAGGACAUGGCUCAAGACGCAGCUUGCACUGUAAUCAUACACGACGAGCAUCUCUCCUUGCUCAGUACACCAUCCACGAAGCUGAACAAGAUUCCGGUGGCGAAGUCUUCCCAAGUUUUGGAGCUCGUUUGAGAACCGCAACCUCAAUGCUGGACAUGUCUUCAUGCCUAGCCGCUUCACAAGAACAUGGUGAUGAUCCUCAAGAAGACCAAGAUACGCCGUGCCAAAGUCAACCUCAGCAACUCUUCGAGAAUCAGCAAAAUUGUUUGUGGCAGAGAUAAUCUCCUUAUAGGUGAUGACCCUUGGAGUCUCAACAACUGGAAACGAACUUUGUCGCAUGUAGCUUUUGUGAGAAGAGACAACAAUGCUGUUCUCAAACUCAGCAGUAACAUACAUAGUCUCCCCCGUGGCAGUGACAAAGUUUGAUGAGUUCAAUGCAGCAUUACUAACGCUUGUCGAGGAUUGUGUUGUGGUGGACUUUGUUGUUGUGAUGGUGUAGCUAGAGCUAAAAUUGCUUGGAGAUGAUGACAAAGUGAUAUAAAGAGGAUGGCUCUUGAAUGAAGGAAGACUUGGUAAUUUACCAUAAAAGUUUCCGGAAAGAACAUCAACAGCCCAUUUCAUGUUAGGCCUUGAUUUAGGAUCAUGAAGUGUGCACAGAAGUCCAACAUGAAUCAUGUUCUCCAUGUCAGAAAGGUUGUAGGAUCCAUCAGAAAGCCUGGAAUCCCCUGCUUGUAGAAGCAUUCCCUCAUCAGAGAGCUUCCUGAUCCAAUCAAGCAAAAUUAUUUGAUCAUCAGGUAGGGUAAGAUCAACUGCCCUUCUCCCCGAAACAACCUCCAACACCACAAUUCCAAAGCUGAACACAUCAGAUUUCGCAGUCGCGAAACUUCUUUUCUGAAAACUCUCUGGAGGCAAGUACCCAAUUGUUCCUCCAAUUUUAGUAGUUUCCACAAGCCUGAAUUGUUGCUGAUUGUUAUUCUUAUUCAUCGAAGGAGUUCUGAUUUGGGUGUACUCAGUAUUAUGUUCCAGCCACCUAGCCAAGCCGAAAUCACCAAGACGAGCGUUGAAAUGCGAAUCGAGCAUUACAUUGCUCGUCUUCACAUCCCUGUGGAUGAUCUGUGUCUCCAGUUGCUCAUGAAGGUAAAACAAAGCAGCAGCUAAGCCAUUCACAAUCUUCUUUCUUUGAUCCCAAUCAAGAACAAAUGAUGAUGACCCUGAUCCUGUUUUCUCUGCUCCUCUGAAAAGAACUCUGUCAAGACUUCUGUUAGGCAUAUAAUCAUACACAAGAAGCAACUGAUCAUCAUGAACACACCAUCCCCUGAGCCGGACAAGAUUCCGGUGGCGAAGAUGAGCAACAGCAACCAAUUCAGCAGCAAAUGUCUUCUCAAAACGGUCUCCUUUCUCUGCCAAACACUUGACAGCAACCACUGUUCCAUCACUGGGCAAAACAGCUUUAUAAACUCUGCCAAAACCACCACUUCCAAGCAAUUCUUCCUUGCUGAAUCCUCUUGAGCCUAUGUAAAGCUCAGAAUAGCUGAAAAUUCUUGGGUUUGCAGACCCAACUUCCUCUGUUGAUGAUGAUGACAGCUUCAUGCCUUCUGUGUCAUGAAACUGCAAAAUCCCGGAAAACUGCUCAUCUGUGACUUUCUUCUGUUGACAGCAAUGGAACCAUUUUGAAUCAAGGAAGUUGUACAGGGACUUUUGAAUGAAAAUUUUAACUUGUGUCCCACAAGAGCUGUGUUUAUGGGCUUUUUGUUUGAGUUUUUCAUGAUCAAUUGCUUCGUGUUCAUCAACAUCUGUUGGUAGAACAAAGCACAAACGUUUGAUGUGCAUGGUUUUUGUAAUAAUGUUGAUGAUGGGAAGAAAAAAAAAAGGAAAGUUUGCUAAAAUAAUAGGAAACCUGGGAAAUGGGAAGUGGGAAGCGGUUUUAUUCUGUUCUGAUUGUG
Messenger RNA from Oldenlandia corymbosa var. corymbosa, 4302 nucleotides. The record is from the annotation of a GenBank genome assembly. NCBI's taxonomy places the organism in Eukaryota, Viridiplantae, Streptophyta, Magnoliopsida, Gentianales, Rubiaceae.